CUGCCUGUGAGGAGAUUUAGUGAGAGCAAAGACGAGAUGUCGACGCUGUCUUCUGAGAGCAGCCCCGAGGAUGUCAACAAUCGCAGCUUCUGGAUGGCCCUCACGGAUCUGACAGAAAGAGAGGAGCGGGAGCGGGAGGGACUGGUGGAGCGGGGCCAGGAAAAUUGCGGAGAUUUCCAAAUUCCACAUCCACAAACAACACGCGUGCUUUUUGAAUCUGCUUUAGCAUUCAGGGCCCUCUCGGCCUCCCCUCAGCAGACUCAUGGCGGCCCACCGCUGCCUGGGAACUAUCAGCGCACGGUGAGGCGCACGGAGGAUUCCUUCCAGGCCUGCAACGACAUCGUGGCGUGCUUCCAGGAGAGGGCCCGCGUGGAGAGGCAGUACGCCCAGCAGCUCAGCGAGUGGAGCAACAAGUGGAAACCAGUUGUGGACUCCAGUCCUCUGUACGGCUCUCUUCUGAAGGCCUGGCAGUGUUUCCUGUCCUCCGCUGACCGGCUGGCCUCCUUACACGCCUCCAUCUGCCGCUCCCUGGUGUCGGAAGACGGGGACCGGGUCAGGACCUGGCAGAAGGACACCUUUCACAAGAAGUUGUUCGGAGGCUUCAAGGAGUCCCAGGACAUCGAGACGGGGUUCGCACGCGCUCAGAAGCCCUGGGCCAAACGGCUGAAAAAGCUGGACAAAGCCAGGAGGGCUUAUCACAAAGUGAGCCGCAAGGAGCAGGCAGCCAGGGAGCGAGAGGCGCACGCUCAGGGAAACCCGGACGUGGCCAUCGACAAACAGAAGAAGAUCCAGGAGGAGAGAGAGGUGGCUCAACAGGAGGCCGAGAAGGUCCGUGUCCGCUAUGAGAAGGUCCUGGAGGAGGUGAACCGCUAUGCUCCUCGCUACAUGGAGGAGAUGGAGUCCAUCUUCGACCAGUCACAGGACGAGGAGCGGAAGAGGAUCGUCUUCCUCAAACAGGCCCUCCUCUCCAUCCACAAGCACCUGGACGUUACCAACGACGAGAGUGUGAGAGCCGUGUACAGCGAACUCCACAACACUCUGAUGGCCAUCGACGAGCAAGAGGACCUCCGCUGGUGGAAGAACACUCAUGGGCCCGGCAUGCCGACCGACUGGCCCCACUUCCAGGAGUGGACGCCUGAAAAGAAAGCCAAAAAAGGGAAGAAAGAAGUGGAAAAGAAGGAAGCAAUAGAGAGAAGUGUGAUGAUUGGAGGAGUGAAAGUCAGAGCUUUGUAUGAUUAUGCAGGCCAGGAGACCGAUGAGCUGUCCUUUAAAGCAGGCGAAGAGUUUCUGAAGAUCGAGGAUGAGGAUGACCAGGGCUGGUGUCGGGGGAUGAAGGAUGAUGGGUGGGAGGGGCUGUACCCCGCCAACUACGUCGAGGUGGUAUAGGGUCUGUAGGAAUAAUGAAUACGUCAAGUACGGAUGCAUCAAACGCUUCAUUUUGCAGCUUGAUUAAACGUCUAACUGUCAGAAAGAUUAAGCAGUGCUGUAAAAAUCACCACCGUUAGCCAAAGAGAGGAGAGCGAUCCCAGCUGUGGGAGGUUUAAAAAACUAACCAGGUUUUUUUUUUUAUCUCUGAGGAGGCUUUUGAAAAAAAAUGUUUUAAUAUAUACGGCAUGCGUAAACCACUUGUAUCAAAGCCACAUGUCUACGAUGCUUUAAUGUAAGAAAAAUAACCAUAUGCUGGAAUCUAAAGGUACAAUAACACAUUUGGUGCUGAAAAUGACUCACAGGAAUGCAGUUUUUUACCUUUCUUUUUGUCACCAAGCUUUUGUAUAGAUAAAAAAAGAUCCCCCACAUGGGAGAAAAUGCUAAAACCGACACACACCCUUGAGUCCCUGGCACUUUAGUUUGCACCCUUUCAAUGUUUAAAGGGAUUUUUAACCAAAACACUUCAAAUCUAAUCUUCUCGACCUAAUUGAUUUGACCUAAAAGGUGAAAUUCAUAUAGUUUAUGAUAAACCCUGAGAGAAAAUACUCAACCCUGAAGCUUUUACUGAGCUUUACUCCAACACUUACAAUCAUCCUCACUUGUGCUGUUUGAGACUAAAUUCAGGACACUCCUGCAAAUGGAUUGCUCUUGAAAAUAGUCAGGAGGCUGUCAGCUGUCCUCCAAACACUGUUAUUACUAUCAUUAUUGUUAACAAAUGAGGUACCCCAAAUGAAAUCCACAUAUCACAUGUAUUCCUUUUUGCCUGACUCUCUGUUGGGCCAUCGUAGUAAACAUCAGAGAGUAAUUUGGACUUGAUGAAUAAAUGAUGGUCAUUUCCCACAGGUUUGACAACAAAGAAUAUCAUAGGUUGUUCCCGAUGGCCAUUAAAAACGUUCAUUUUAAAGCAUUCUUUUAUGUAAAAGUGUAAAAGUGAGGUGAGGUCCUGCUUUUCACAUUUGGACGGGUUGCUGAGUCCCCCCCCCCCC
Menidia menidia (Atlantic silverside) is the source of this 2414-nucleotide messenger RNA. The record is from the annotation of a GenBank genome assembly. Lineage: Eukaryota; Metazoa; Chordata; Actinopteri; Atheriniformes; Atherinopsidae.